AUGGGCUGCACUGCUAGUACACCAGUUGACGAUGGCGACGACUCCCAAUACCAGAGUAAGCAGGUCAAUGAUGCCAUUGAACAGAUGUUACUCUUGGGCCAGCAGCGCGAGAAGAACCAGGUCAAGCUUCUGCUACUAGGAACAGGCGAGAGCGGGAAAUCAACCGUCUUGAAGCAGAUGAGAUUGAUCCACCAGGGAGGGUUCUCUGGCCAGGAGAGGAAACAGUAUUCUCAUGUAAUAUGGGCUGACAUGAUCGCUAGUAUGCAGAAGCUGAUUGUUCAAGCCAGGAAACUGGGUAUACCGAUGGACUGCGACAGGGCCAACUCUCCACUUGCGCAGCAUCGUGCCAAUGUCUUGAAAUACAGGCCCUUGGAGCACAUAGAUGCAGACGUAGCGGGGGGCUCAAAUUUUCUGAAGAAUUAUGUGCUGAAAUACUCAGAAACCAAAGAGGUGAAUAGGAGGAAGAUGAGCACUGGUCAGGCCGAUGUUGGUUGGGGAGAUCAGGAGGAAGAAGGUGCCAAUGGACCCGAGGAACCUGCAGAAAUUGAUGAUAUCAUGACUGGGCUACUAGAAGCUCAAGGAGGAAGUUCCACAAGACAGACCUCAAGGGAAAGUAUUGCCGAGUCAAUAGACCGACUGUGGAGAUUCGAUUCGGGAAUAAGACAAUGUUAUAAUCGAGGCAACGAAUUUCAGCUGGAGAGCUGUGCAGAAUAUUAUUUUGAGAAGGCCAUUCAAUUUGGUGAUCCGUCUUAUGUGUGCACUGACGAGGAUAUCUUGAAGGGAAGAAUCAAGACCACCGGAAUAACCGAAACCAACUUCAACAUUGACUCGUUUAAGUUUAAAAUUCUGGAUGCUGGUGGUCAGCGUUCAGAGAGAAGAAAGUGGAUCCACUGCUUCGAAGACAUUACUGCUGUUCUCUUCGUCCUGGCUGUCAGUGAAUACGACCAGAUGCUGUUUGAAGACGAGAAAGUCAAUCGUAUGCACGAGGCGAUAAUGUUGUUUGAGUCACUGUGCAACUCCAGAUGGUUCAUCAAUACUCCUUUUAUUCUCCUUCUCAACAAGAUGGAUAUUUUCGAGAAGAAAAUUGGACGCUCGCCAAUCAGAAACUACUUCCCGUACUACGAGGGGAAGAGUAACGAUGUAGGUGAGGCAUCAAAGUACUUCGAAAAGCUGUUUUUGAGUCUGAACAAAACCAAAAAACCGAUAUAUAUCCACAGGACUUGUGCUACGGAUACAAAGAGCAUGAAAUUCGUUCUUUCGGCAGUGACGGACAUGAUAGUCCAGCAAAACCUAAAGAAGAGCGGAAUCUUGUGA
Messenger RNA from Kuraishia capsulata CBS 1993, 1314 nucleotides. RefSeq lists its product as uncharacterized. The transcript has a single exon. NCBI's taxonomy places the organism in Eukaryota, Fungi, Ascomycota, Pichiomycetes, Pichiales, Pichiaceae. Gene Ontology annotation, biological process: G protein-coupled receptor signaling pathway. Gene Ontology annotation, cellular component: heterotrimeric G-protein complex. Bases 1 to 1314 code for a protein of 437 amino acids. Gene Ontology annotation, molecular function: G-protein beta/gamma-subunit complex binding; GTP binding; GTPase activity. The record is from RefSeq and is a predicted model, not a curated record.